Drosophila ananassae is the source of this 1088-nucleotide messenger RNA. Its product is annotated as CD63 antigen. Gene Ontology annotation, cellular component: membrane. The coding region runs from base 169 to 915 and encodes 248 amino acids. The transcript is spliced from 4 exons. The record is from RefSeq and is a predicted model, not a curated record. Lineage: Eukaryota; Metazoa; Arthropoda; Insecta; Diptera; Drosophilidae.
UAUCAUUUGCUGAUAAGAAAAAUAUAUACAUACAUAUAAAUGUUGAUUAGAAAUGAAACUUUCCUUGGUGUCCCCGUUAGUCUGCACAAAACUUUACUUGACUUUUGAAAUCGUUUCGAGCAGGUUGUGUUUCUGACCACGUAAAAAUAUUACAACAAUUUAAGCACGAUGUCUCUCUUAACUGGCAGUGCCAAUGCGGUGAAGUACACCCUAUUUGGAUUUAAUUUGAUCUUUUUGAUCACGGGUAUUAUUCUGAUAGCUGUUGGAGCCGGAGUUGGAGCGGUUUAUACUGGAUAUGAGCUCUUCUUGGCCGGAAAGUUCUUCUCGAUCCCCACGUUCCUGAUCGUGAUUGGUUCAUUUAUCAUCGUGAUCUCAUUCUUCGGAUGCUGGGGAGCCGUCAAGGAGAACUAUUGCCUGGUGCUGAGCUUCUCGAUCAUGCUGGCCAUCAUCUUUAUCCUGGAGCUCGCUGCCGGCAUCAGCGGCUACGUUCUGCGUAAUGACGCCUCCGAACUGAUCGGAAAAUCGCUCAAAGCUUCAAUGGCAGAGUACAAUAACGAGACCCAAAACCCGACCACGGCCCUUUGGGACGAUGUUCAGCGAAGUUUCGACUGCUGCGGCGUUACCAACUUCAUGGACUGGAAAGAAAGGUUCCCUUCAGGAGAACUGCCCAUUUCUUGCUGCACCCCCAUAGUAGGACAGGUUGGCACCCUUACGUGCACCAAUACUGUGCAAAGUACGGAUAACCUCCACUCCGACGGCUGUCUUGGAGGCUUCUCCAACUACAUUGCCGCGCACGCGGUCAGCUUGGGGGCUGCUGGCGUGGUCAUAGCUAUUCUACAGUUCUUUGGCGUCAUUUUCGCAUGCUACAUAGCUCGGGAGAUCAAAAUCCGAAACGGCAUCACUGGAUUCAUCUAGAACUCAAUUGUAAGAGUUUCGUGACAGGAGCCCAGUGCUGAUCUAUACAUUUAAGGCUUGACUAGAACCAUAGUGUUACUUCUGUCUAUUACUCUGCUUAUAUUGCUUUGUAUAAAUAAAAUAUUGGUAAAUUCAGUUAGAGAGACUUAAGAAUUUACCUUUCAAAAAUUAAA